This is a messenger RNA of Rhagoletis zephyria (snowberry fruit fly), 1698 nucleotides long. NCBI's taxonomy places the organism in Eukaryota, Metazoa, Arthropoda, Insecta, Diptera, Tephritidae. The record is from RefSeq and is a predicted model, not a curated record.
AUGGCGUCAAGAGGAUUGCCACCACGAUGGAAGAACUGCCCUCGUUUUGGCGACCCGAUUGCAGACCUCUUUAUACCAUUCAAAGUACCACUCGCCGAAUCCUUUUUUAAUAUGCUAAAUCCAAGCGAAUACUUUACACCACAAAUGAUGAUCUCUUCAAUGAGAAGUAAAAAGUUAAAUGUUGGACUAUGGAUCGAUUUGACAAACACCAAUCGGUAUUAUGAACUGCAGAAUCCAGCCAGUGACGGUAUUGAAUAUGUCAAGCUAAGACUACGAGGACAUGGCGAAUGCCCCAAAGUGGAACAAGUUCAAGAGUUUAUUAACCUAUGCCGCAGCUUUCACAAUAGAAGGCCAAAUUUCCAUAUAGCAGUUCAUUGCACACACGGAUUCAAUCGCACAGGAUUUCUCAUAUGCGCCUUUCUGGUGGAUGAACUCGGCUGGGACAUCGAGGCUGCUAUUCAAACGUUUUCCAAAUCUCGACCUCCAGGCAUUUACAAGUCCGACUACCUUGAAGAGUUGGGCAGGAGGUACGGACCUAUUGAGUCAGUACUUGAAGUUCCCGAAAGGCCUGACUGGUGCAAUGAGGACAGUCAGUAUGAAGACGAUGACUCAAUGGUUCAGAAUGGUCAUUCCGCUGCCUCAACUUCAGCUCAAAACGACCCAACACUCACCAACCCUCAUCCUGGCGUAUUCCUCAUCACUGACAAUGAUAAGAUUCAUCAAGUUCAGCGAAUGUGCGUUGGAAUGUGCAGCUACCGACGCAACGACUUUCCCGGUGCUCAUCCAGUGUCGCUGACGCAGGAGAACAUUAUCCUCUUGGCGCAGAAUGAGUACCUGGUCAGCUGGAAGGCGGACGGCACUCGCUACAUGAUGCUGAUAAUGGGCGCUGAGAUGUACUUCUUUGAUCGAGAUUUCAGAGUGUUCCAGCUUAUCAAUGUCAAAUUUUUGAAGCGAAGCGACUCGUCGCCUCUCACCAACACUCUGAUUGACGGCGAAAUGGUGGCGGAUAUAGUCGACGGAAGAAGUACGACACGAUUCCUCAUCUACGACAUCAUCUACUUUGAUGGGCAAGACGUGAAGCAGAACAACUUUCGAGAGCGUCUCAAUAUCAUCUUUAAGGAGAUUAUCACCCCACGAGAGAACGGCAAACGCACCGGUGCUAUCAACAGAGAAACCGAACCAAUCGGCAUUCGCAUAAAAGACUUCUGUGAACUGGAGAAAACCGUCAAGUACUUUAGCCCAAAGUUCACCCGAGGACUGUCGCAUGAAAUUGACGGGCUGAUAUUCCAACCAGUGAGCAUGCCGUACACGCCCGGUCGAUGUGACAAGAUGCUCAAGUGGAAGCCACCGUCACACAACUCGGUGGACUUUCGCCUGUGCAUUGUCAAGGAGACCCGACCUGGCUACGUGGAGGACUACCAGGGUCAGCUGUACGUCGGCAACCUUGAUAAGCCAUUCGACUACAUCAAGGUGACCAAGGCGCUAAAGAACUACAACAACAAAAUCAUUGAGUGCCGGUACAAUGAGCACAACAAAGGCUGGGAGCUGAUGCGCGAGCGAACGGACAAGUCCUAUCCCAAUGCGUUCACUACCGCUACCAAUGUGGUCAACUCGAUAAGGAAUCCAGUCACGCGAGACUUUCUCAUUAAUUACAUCGCCAAGCACCGCUUUCGUCCUGAUCAUCAUCAUCACUUUUAG